Messenger RNA from Fusarium tjaetaba, 312 nucleotides. RefSeq names its product short-chain dehydrogenase. Bases 1 to 312 code for a protein of 103 amino acids. The transcript has a single exon. The record is from RefSeq and is a predicted model, not a curated record. Lineage: Eukaryota; Fungi; Ascomycota; Sordariomycetes; Hypocreales; Nectriaceae.
AUGACCCAGCUGCCCCAAGUAGAUAAAAGCGCGGGUAUCACCUCUGGAGAGCGCUCAGAGGAUAAUUGUAACGAGAGCAUGAUGGCUUCCAACGUCAUGUCGAUCGUCUUGGUGGCUUUGUUGGCAUUGUUACUUCUGCCGAAGCUCAAAGGGAAUGCUGCUUGUCACAACACGAAACCUAACUUGACUAUUGUAUCGAGUGGCAUACACUACGCAGUCGAUUUCGAUGGGAAGGAUGCCCCCGAGGGCAUUUUUAGCAGCCUGAAUGGCAAGGAAGUGGAUCGACGUGGCCAGUCGCUCUCCAAUCACUGA